CAGACAUCUGUUAUAUUUUUCUCUCUCUUGAACCUCAGCUUCCCCUGGGCCAAGUCCCUGCCAUUGGAAAAAAAAAGGUCUUGUUGGGCUGGCACCCAGGGAAGUACUGUACAGUAGUUCUACUACCUUACAUAGACAGCCCAGACGUCCGGUGUGUUGGGGGAAAAACAGAACAAACCAUGGCGGGACGUCAUCAUCAGCAUGCUGGAUCCAAUAAGAGAGCAAGCCCGAGCCGUGCUUUUGCGGCAAGCAUUGCUCUCACCUCGUUGUUCUACAAUCUAUUCGUCGCAGCAUCGUGCGCCUACUUGCCUGAUGAUCCACUUUUGAUCGGCGUGAGCAUACAAUACUAUGCCUGCGCUGGAAGUGUGUUGAGCGCACUGGGCUUGGUCGGAAUAGCGACGAAGAACUACGCGCUCACCAUCUCCUUGGCGCUCUUCCUUCUUGUGGACGCCUUCCUCUCCUCCAUCGUACGGCUCCUUGUCCUCGAGUUCUUCUUCAAGGAAUUCCAGGAUUUCAACGUCUGCGAAUCGAGCUACGAUCCGGCCUGGACUCCGCGCAACUUUCGGCACGACAUCGUGACUUCAGUACGCUUCCAGAAGGAGUAUAUUUCGCAAGCGCGUCAUCAGCAGACAUGUCGCCUAGCUCUCGGUGCUACACAAGUUGUCUUUGUCGGAGUUCUCAUCUGUUUCACUGCUGCGCAGGCCUCACUGGCCAUGACAGUCAGACAGUGUGCGAAAGAGCUCGGGAGGAAGAAGGGCGAAAGGUUGGAGGUGGCUAUGGCUGGGGUCAUCAGUGAGAAGCCGCGAAGGAGUCAGGAACUACCGCGGUUCAGUCCCCACGACGAGAAAUUGGCGUCAAGCUUCGCGUAAAAUCGGCAUGAUUUGGCGUUGGAGAAGGUUGGAUGCUUUACGAUACCCAAGUGUGAUAUGACUUAUUCCGAUCAAGGUUUUAUGAUAGCGACUCAAGAUUUAUGAUAGGGACCAGCUUCCUGUACGAUAGCAAAGGUUCCCCCAGCACCUCUCGGGGAUAUAUAGUUGAAGGCCAUGUAGUCCUAGCUGGCUGCCAGUGUUCCUCAGUGACGUGUGUGCCAUCUUCAGUUGGUUCCGAAAUCUGAGGGGUGUCCAAUGUGGGUGAUAUUCUCAGCAGACAUUGAACCUCGAAGUGACCACAGCUAUCGCACGUACACGUACACUUGAAGAUAGACCACCCCACAGUCUCCCUCUCAUGUGCGCAGUACAUCCUGGUGAUCGGUAUCCACACAGCCUCUUCCUUUUCCCGCGUCAACAACAGUAAUCGGAUCUUCAGUGAGCUCUCCAUGUGCUUCGGGAUUGAGUUACUUCUGAACCGAGCUUGGUGCCAUUUGCAUAAGGGAGCAGUUCCUGGGAAGCGAUGAGUGGGAGCCAGGAUGCCGCAGUGCACACAUCGUCUUCGGCCACCCAGCAACUCCUUUCGCUCGCGAGUGGCUCGAUAUGCAGCAGUUCUUUGGCAGUCGGUUGCGGUUUUCAACCAGUUUGUGGGCGGCUCUGGUGCCGUGAACCAGAGUUGUUUACUGGCAAGCUUUAAUGAAAUCAAAGAGGAGGGAGAAUUGGACAGGUACGAGAUGACCUCGAGAACGAGCUCAGGAGGUAGAUCUGUGAGGCUAUAUUUCGACAUGGUUUCGUCUUGCAAGGCGAAUCGCAGAGCUGUAAAGUCGAACUCUC
Molecule: messenger RNA, 1700 nt
Organism: Sphaerulina musiva SO2202
Lineage: Eukaryota; Fungi; Ascomycota; Dothideomycetes; Mycosphaerellales; Mycosphaerellaceae
Exons: 5
Coding region: 180-869 (229 amino acids)
Source: RefSeq, a predicted model, not a curated record